AUGAGAGAUCAGGUUAAGAGGGGCGUUUCCAGACACGUGACAGACGAAGAGAUGAGACAAGACCGGGCUACAGGAAAGAAAAUGUGGUUUCUUCCACAUUUCGCAGUCACCAAGGACUCAACUACCACUCCUGUGCGAGUAGUGUAUGAUGGAAAGUCACGAUUCCAAGGUCAUGCACUAAAUGACUAUUUGAUGAAAGGAGAGAAUGUUAAUUCAAACCUGUUUGAAGUCGCCUUGCGCUUCAGAGAGAAUGAGGUUGGAGUUAUUGCUGAUAUAAGCAAGAUGUACCAAGCCAUCAAAAUCAAACCAGAUGAUGCCAGAUUUCAUCGUUACGUCUUCAGAGAGAGCCCAAGUCACCCGUUACAGGUUUUCGAGCUCAGCACUGUGACUUUUGGGGACAAACCCUCACCAACAGCUGCCAUCCUCACACUGCGACAUGUCGUCGAGGAACAUGCUCCAAGAGAUGAAGGACUGAAAGAUGUAGUUGUCCACCAGUUCUACAUGGACGAUCUGAACGAAUCUGUUUCUGAUGUGCAGCAAGCUCUUGAACUCAAAUCGAAGCUCACAAAGACCCUAGAGAAGGGAAAGUUCAAUCUACGUAAGUGGCAGUCAAACAAACGAGAGGUUUGUGAUGAGACCGAGGAUAUGAAGUCUGCAACAGUGCUUGGGACCAAAUGGAAUUUGGAGAAAGACACGCUGAGCGUCAAAGAGGUGAAACCAAUCAAGGGUAUACCUACGAAGCGCAGCAUUCUGAAACAGACGGCAUCUUACUACGAUGUCUUCGGAGUUUUGACUGGAAUAUUGGUGAGGCCAAAGAUCCUCCUGCAAAAACUAUGGCAACUCAAUUUGGAUUGGGAUACGCCUAUUGACUCCCAAAAAGAACUCUGUGCAACACUGGAUGCCAUAAACAAGGACCUGGAGGAAGUAGUGGAUGUUGAGAUACCGAGAUGCCUAAUUCCAGAGGAGUUUAAAGGAACGAGACCCUUGCCUGAGGUGUCACUACAUGGACUAAGUGAUGCAUCUGAAGACGCGAUGGGCAUGGGAGUGUGGCUCAGGUGGUCCCAUCUGGAAGGAACAGGGGCAGAGUUGUCCUUUGUGUGUGCGAGAGCAAGGCUUACACCGCUGAAGCAAUCGAGCAUGCCCAGGAAAGAGCUGCAAGCAAUUCUUUUGCUGUCGAGACUGAUGUGCACGAUCAGAGAUGCCCUCCGUAUCAACAUAGCAUACUGGAAAAUAUGGACUGACAGUAUGACUGCCAUCAGCUGGUUGAGGGGUCAGUCCAAAUCCUUCCGUGCCUAUGUCGCCUACAGGGUAGGCGAAAUCACCACUAGAUUUGAUCCUAUCUCUGAUGUCGCCUAUGUACCAUCUGCCCAGAAUGCAAUUGACCUGGUGUCUAGAGGAGGUACUGCAAGUGAGAUGAAGCGAGUUAUAGAUGGUCCAGAGUUCUUAAAACUUUCUCCAUCAAUGUGGCCAAAGACACCCGAGAAUAUCCCUACAGAUCCAAAAGACAAAGAAAAGAAAAAGUUCCAUGUACGGAAUGCGAAGACAUAUGCACUAGGUGUCAAGAUGGAGGACAAAACGAAACCAAUCUUGGAUGCUACAAAGUACUCCAACUGGACAAAGCUCAAGAUGGUCACCGCAAGAGUAUUGUCUGUGAGAGAACUGCCAAAAAGCCAGUGGUUGAAGCAACUCAUGAUCCAGAUUGCACAGUGGCCAUCUCACAAAUUCAUACGAGAAGCAGAGCGGUACUGGAUUCGUCAGGCUCAGAAAGAUAUCAACUUUCAUGACCCUAACAUUCUGAAACUCGACCCAUUCCUUGAUGAAGACGGUGUCUAUCGUGUUGGUGGACGUUUGGACAGAGCACCGUUGUCGUAUGACCUGCGUCAUCCAUACCUUCUCCCGAAGAAGUGCCAUAUCAGUUACCUUCUUGUGCGAGAUAGUCACGUACACGCCGUCCAUGGAGGUUACCUGAGAACAGCUACUGAAGUCCGUAAGAAGUUCUGGAUUAUCGGUGACAUAUCUCUAGCACGACAUGUUGUCCGUAACUGUGUGACAUGCAAGAGGUACAAGGGAAAACCAGUCCAACAAAGAAUGGCUGAUUUGCCAUCGUUUCGAGUAACUCCUUGUGCACCGCCAUUCAAAACUACACUAGUGGAUUAUCUGGGCCCAAUCAACGUGAAACUAAACAGGAAUACCACAACGAAGGGGUACUGUGCACUGUUUACUUGUGCAGUCACCAGGGCCGUCCACCUAACUGUGGUGCAGGACCUUUCUACACAGUCAUUUCUCCAGGCGUUAGAAAGGUUUGUGAGCAUUAGAGGGGCUCCAGCUACAAUGAUCAGUGACAAUGCAACUUGCUUCCGUGGAGCAGACAACAAAAUCAACGAGCUGAACUUGAAGCUUGAUAAGAAACAAAUCAGAGAGCUUGGUCUGCGCUACCAGGUGGAAUGGAAAUUCGGACCACCAGGGGGACCUCAUCAUCAGGGAGCCGUUGAAUGCAUGGUGCAAGAGGUGAAAAAAGCGAUGAGGCACCUUGUGAAAGCUGAUAAGCUAACCUUCGUUGAGUGGGAGACAGUGUUCUGCCAGAUUUCGGGACUUAUCAAUAGUCGCCCACUUACUGCGAUGUCGGCGUCACCACUUGAUCAGCCACCUCUAACACCUAACCAUUUCCUCAUUGGUCGGGGAGAUCUGAGCUGCCCUGACAUCCCUUGUGAGGAGUACAGGGGAGACCUGCGGAAGCGUCGCGAACUAUGCAAGACGAUGGUGGAUGGGUUCUGGCGCAGAUGGAUGGACUGCAUUCACAAACUGUCGCCACGCAACAAGUGGCAAAGGUCAACAGAGAAUCUUGAAGAAGGAGAUAUAGUUCUCGUCAUUGGGGAUAGUAAGGCUCGUGGAUCGUGGAAGAUGGCAGAGGUCGUGAAAUGCUAUCCGGGGCAAGAUGAUCUCGUAAGAAUCGUAGAUGUUAAGUCCACUGAUCGUACAAUCGCGAAAAAGCCGGUGACAAAACUUGUGUCUCUAAUGAAAAGGUCAGAGCGAGAUGAUUUAGGUGACUAA
This is a messenger RNA of Lytechinus variegatus (green sea urchin), 3051 nucleotides long. RefSeq lists its product as uncharacterized. Gene Ontology annotation, molecular function: nucleic acid binding. The transcript has a single exon. The record is from RefSeq and is a predicted model, not a curated record. Gene Ontology annotation, biological process: DNA integration. Lineage: Eukaryota; Metazoa; Echinodermata; Echinoidea; Temnopleuroida; Toxopneustidae. The coding region runs from base 1 to 3051 and encodes 1016 amino acids.